UUCCGCACUGCUUCCUUCCGGUCGCAGCAGCCGCUGUACGGAGCGGUGCAGCCUUUUGAGCACCUCAUUUGGGAUCGUUGGUGCCUGACCGCAGGUGUUACGGGUUCUACUGGCCGCUGGAACGCCAGCGGGCCAGCACGAGACGCGCCUCUUCGCCAUGAGUCCCCUCACGGCGCGGCUGCUUAUGGAGCGCGGGCAACCCAGGACCGACCGUCUGGGGAAGAUCAGAUGCCUGGACUUGUCAGGGAUGGAGCUGCUCGCGGAGCACCUGGACCCGAAACUGCUGUGCCGCCUGACCCAGUUGCAGGAGCUUGACCUCUCCAACAACCAGCUGGAGACAUUGCCAGCCAGCCUGGGUCUGUCCCACCUGCGCAUCCUCCACUGUGCCAACAACCAGCUAGAGGACGUCACCACCUUGUGCCAGUUCCCAAAGCUGGAGGAGCUGAGCCUGGAAGGCAACCCCUUUCUGACGGUCAAUGACAAUCUGAAAGUCGCCUUUCUGCUGCCCAGUCUUCGGAAGAUCAAUGGCAAGGAUGCUUCCUCAACUUGCUGCCAGGUGGAGAGCCUGAACCGGGAGCUGACCAACAGGGUCACUGCUCACUGGGAGAAGUUCGUGGCCGCCAGGGACCCAGAGGAGAAGCCUGAGAAAGUCCAGGCAGAUUUUGUGAAGUCUGCUGUUAGGCAUGUGCGGUAUGGACCUGAGUCCCUCAGCGAGUUCACCCAGUGGCGGGUGCAGAUGAUUUCUGAGGAACUGGCGGCUUCCGGUGGGACAAGGGUGAGUGACGCUGACCUCCCAGAGAAGCCCCCAGGAGUGAUAACUGCCUCCAGGCCCAGGGCCAGGCUAGCAGCCAUAAAGCGACUCGACAGCUCGCCCCUCAACCUCUCUCCCAUCAAGCGGGUAUGUGCCUCCCUGCCAGCCCAGGUGGAAGGCAGCCAGCCUGGCCUGAGGAUGGAGCCCCUGCACUUCCUGCAGUGCCACAGCAGGAACAACAGCCCUCAGGACCUGAAGACCCAGCUCUGGGCCUGCGCCUUCGAGCCAGCCUGGGAGGAAGGGGAUUCGGGGGCCACAUCCCAGACAGUGGCCACGUGUGGUGGGGAAGCUGUGUGUGUGAUUGACUGCCAGACAGGUAUCGUCCUCCACAAGUACAAGGCGCCUGGGGAGGAGUUCUUCUCAGUGGCCUGGACAGCCCUGAUGGUGGUCACACAGGCUGGCCACAAGAAGCGCUGGAGUGUGCUGGCUGCAGCAGGCCUGCGAGGACAGGUCCGCCUGCUGCACGUACGUGCUGGCUUCUGCUGUGGUGUCAUCCGAGCCCACAAGAAGGCCAUUGCCACCCUCUGCUUCAGUCCCACCCAUGAGACCCACCUCUUCACGGCCUCCUAUGAUAAGCGGAUCAUCCUCUGGGACAUCGGUGUGCCCAACCACGACUACGAGUUCCGAGCCAGUCAACUCUUCACACUGGACUCCACCUCCAUUCCCCUGCGCCUCUGCCCUGUCCCUUCCUGCCCUGAUGCCCACCUGCUGGCUGGCUGUGAGGGUGGCUGCUGCUGCUGGGACGUGCGGCUGGAUCAGCCCCAAAAGAGGAGGGGGUGUGAGGUGGAGUUUGUCUUCUCCGAGGGCUCCAAGACAUCAACGCGGAGAGUGGAUGGGCUGGCAUUUGUGAACGAGGAUGUCGUGGCCUCCAAGGGGAGCGGCCUGGGCACCAUCUGCCUGUGGAGCUGGAGCCAGACGUGGCUGCACCGGGGCAGCAAGUCCUCGGUGACCGUGGUGGUCCUGGCUCAGCUGCAGUGGUCACACACGGAGCUGGCCUACUUCUCCCUCAGCACCUGCCCUGACCAAGGCAUUGUGCUCUGCGGGGAUGAGGAGGGCAGCGUGUGGAUCUACGAUGUUGGGCAUCUCCUGAAGCAGCUGUCUCCACCACCAGCAGCCCCGCAGGCCCCCACACAGAUCCUUAAGUGGCCCCAGCCAGGGGCCGGCGGCCAGCCAGUGAUCAGGACCAUGGUGAACAUGGUGGUGGCCAACGCUGCCUUCACAUACCUCACGGCUCUGACAGACUCCAACAUUGUGGCCAUCUGGAGGCGAUGCUAGCAGGGCAGGAUGCCUGCCUCUGCGGCACACAACCAGGGACACUUUAACUUAUUUAGUGUACGGCUUAUGAUGGAGUUUUUUAUCAGCGAGUAUUUUUAUUAAACUUCCUGCUAUGGCCAAGCA
This is a messenger RNA of Cavia porcellus (domestic guinea pig), 2209 nucleotides long. It is a transcript of the gene Lrwd1, whose product is annotated as leucine rich repeats and WD repeat domain containing 1. The record is from RefSeq and is a predicted model, not a curated record. Bases 158 to 2086 code for a protein of 642 amino acids. NCBI's taxonomy places the organism in Eukaryota, Metazoa, Chordata, Mammalia, Rodentia, Caviidae. The transcript is spliced from 15 exons. Gene Ontology annotation, molecular function: chromatin binding; protein binding. Gene Ontology annotation, biological process: chromatin organization; establishment of protein localization to chromatin. Gene Ontology annotation, cellular component: nuclear origin of replication recognition complex.